UCUAAUCAGAAAACAGAAGUCUAUGAUUUCAGUUCUGUUUUUCUUUCAGUUCGUGAGUUGUACAUAGUUUGUAUUGAUCUUGUGAAGAUCUGAAAGCUCCAAAUUCGCCUCUUGAACAAAACUAAAUGCACUGCAAAGAACAGACUAUUCACUGUAGUAUUUACUCUGAAAGGUCACCAGUCCCAGAAAUAUCAGAGAAUGUAACUAUGGCAAACCAACCCAAUAUUAGCAUAAUGUUUGGUUGUUUCCCUUCUUUGUUACUAGGUAGUUGGAGCCUUUAGGAACAAAUUUGUCAUUUAUAGCACAGCCCCUUCCCACACAAGACUCUUAUUCUUUGCAAACAUGGAUAAAAAGAUAUUUUUAAAAAUAAGAUUAGCAUUUGAGUUUUAUUGUCUGUGGUUUCAGCUUAAUCUCACAAGGACUUAUUAAAUGUUCUUUUCAGCAUCAAAAACCUAAACAAAUCUUUGGUUUAUCUAUCCGAAAGCAAAGCCAUAUUGUUCAAGUACUAAAAUUUUAACUCCAGAUUAGUUGUGGUGGUUAGACUUAACCCUGAGCUUAAAUACUCAUUCAGACAUACAUUCCCCUGCUACUGAAGGUGGUUGAGGAGAAAUACCAAAGGUGUGGUCUGUUUCUGUUUUACACUGAUUCCCAUCUGUGGACUAGUUUGGAAGAAGGAAAAUAGAAGUUCUGUGUCCUCUCUACCCUCUGAUGGACACUGUGUUUCCUUCUGGGCUAGAGGAAUAAGCCAGAUUUGUCUGCAUUGGAGGUAUAUGUGUCUAGCUAGAAUAGUUCAGAGAGAAGCCUUUUUUAUCCCUUCCCCAUACAGAUGUAGAAAGUCUGGUUCCUUGUUGUUACUGAUUUGUAAUCAUUAAUAUCCGUGAGGAUUUCAUGUCAGCAUGUAAACUCUGGGAAUACAGACCAAGGCAAGUGAAAAAUCACCAUGCAGCUGAGUAUUGAUAGGAGAACCUGUUUCUCCUCUUCAGAUGUAGCAGUGAUGAAUGAGGAAGAGUCUUUUGUAACUGUCAGCCUUUCUGUCAUUCAAAACCAAUCUUUCAAAGUGCUGGUUUUGAAACUGUCACUUCCCUCCUGUUGGCAUUAUGAAAGACCAUAUAAAAAUGCCAAGUUGAAAAAAGUGAAGACAGCCAAGCAAAACCGGUAUGUAUACAUACAUGAGGGUAAUUGUCUAUGGGGGAGCAGUCAGGAGCAAAGGCCAUUGUUUUCUCUACCAAAUACUCUGCCACUUUUUGCAAUCUUUUUUUUAUGAUGAUGAACAGUAUUUCUCAAUCUGUGGGUUGUGAACUUGCAUGUUUUCCAAUUACAUUUUGUAUAUUUAAGUUCGAUAGUUAAAGAUAAGCAGCAGUACACUGAGACAAAUACUUGGGUGUGAGAUAGAGUAGAUGAUAGGGUCAAAGGAGAGCGUAAUCGAAAAAUUAGGUUUUUUACAUACCUAAUAGUUUAAAUCCAUUACCUGGCCUUUUCUUUUUUAUAAAAUCACUGCAGAAUAGAAAGUGGCAUGGAAAAAAAGAUGAUUCACCUCCAACACCUACUUUAUCUUCACUGGCUUGUACUCCUAAACAAUAAUUAAGGACUAGAUUUAAAACUGAACUAAGGCACUGAAGGUUUUUGUCCCCUAUAAAAGAAUGGCACCAAAAGCUCUGCCAGGGUUCAGUUAAAGUUGUGGAGAGUAAAUGCACCUGCAAAUUUUUUGUAAUUGUCUAGUUGGACACAGAGAAACAAAAGUAUUGGCAGGGAAAGAUUCAGAAGGAAAAGAUUCUCACUGUGACUGCUGUGUGCUUUUUUUCAGCUGGAAUGAAAGACAGCAAUCUCCAACCUCAUCUCAGAACUGCCUGCGGAUAACUGCAGAAACCACUUGCGCCGCCGCCGCAAAAUCUGGCCACAGGGAUGGGCAGGGUGCAUUUCCAUGGUUUGGAAUGGAUAUCGGUGGAACGUUGGUUAAACUGGUCUACUUUGAACCUAAGGACAUUACUGCAGAAGAGGAGCAGGAGGAGGUAGAAAAUCUGAAAAGCAUUAGGAAAUACUUGACCUCCAAUACAGCUUAUGGUAAAACUGGCAUUCGUGAUGUACAUCUUGAACUGAAAAAUUUGACUAUGUGUGGACGGAAAGGAAACCUGCACUUCAUCCGCUUUCCCAGCUCUGCCAUGCACAGGUUCAUACAGAUGGGUAGUGAAAAGAACUUCUCCAGUUUGCACACUACGCUCUGUGCCACAGGAGGUGGAGCUUACAAGUUUGAGGAAGACUUUAGAACGAUUGCUGAUCUACAACUUCAUAAACUGGAUGAAUUGGACUGUUUGAUCCAGGGCCUCCUUUAUGUUGAUUCUGUUGGUUUCAAUGGCCAACCAGAGUGCUAUUAUUUUGAAAAUCCUACAGAUCCUGAACAAUGCCAGAAAAAGCCUUACUGCCUUGAUAAUCCAUAUCCUAUGCUGCUGGUUAACAUAGGCUCAGGGGUCAGCAUCCUAGCUGUGUAUUCUAAGGACAACUAUAAAAGAGUCACAGGAUCCAGUCUUGGAGGAGGAACGUUCCUGGGCCUUUGCUGUCUGCUGACUGGCUGUGAGACAUUUGAAGAAGCACUAGAAAUGGCUGCGAAGGGAGACAGCACCAAUGUGGAUAAGCUGGUGAAGGAUAUUUACGGAGGAGACUAUGAGCGGUUUGGCCUUCAAGGGUCUGCUGUAGCCUCAAGCUUUGGUCAUAUGAUGAGUAAAGAAAAGAGAGAUUCCAUCAGUAAAGAGGACUUGGCCAGAGCUACUUUGGUCACCAUCACCAACAACAUAGGUUCUAUUGCUCGCAUGUGUGCAUUGAAUGAGAACAUCGACAAGGUGGUUUUUGUUGGCAACUUUCUCAGAAUUAAUAUGAUUUCUAUGAAGGUGCUAGCAUAUGCAAUGGAUUAUUGGUCCAAGGGACAGCUGAAAGCUCUGUUUUUGGAACACGAGGGUUAUUUUGGAGCUGUUGGGGCUCUUCUAGAAUUGCUUAAAAUGACAGAUGAUCAGUGAUGAAGCUAUCUGAAGAGAUUCCUACUGCAGAUGCUGCUGGAUAAGAGUGAAAGCCACUACAAGGAUGGAAAUGAAGCCAUUAUGGUAGUUCUACCUGCUGGAUUUGUAAAUAAUUUAAAAUUCUUUUAGCUGAUCUUUAACUUCUGGGUUUUGAGCUUAUACUUCAGAAUUCGUAUUGGGAAUAAUGAGAAUUUUUUUCUGUACACUGUAUUUUUUAGGGGAAAAAUGUGCAAAGCAGCCAAACAUACAGAUUUUAUGGAUUUAUUUUAAAAAGCAGAUACUGUUUAAUGUAUAACCUAUGAUAUGAGGCAUCUGCUUUUCUUCUGGGGUUUACUGAUUAGUGUGAUAAUUUUAACUUCAUUUAGUAAUCACUCUAGGAGAUAUUUUUAUCUUAUUUUCAUGACGUUUCAUGAUUUGUUCUUGGUUUCAAAUGAAACUACAAAGCUGAUGCAUUUUACUGUGAAAACUAGUCGUUGAUUUUGUUUGCCUUUCGUUUCCUCAUUGAUGAGACACUUUCUUAUUUAACAUCUUCCCCACUCCCCCCCAGAAAAUAAAUUUACAAACUUUCUAUGACUACAUGGCUUUCUUGGCAAGACUGUGAGAAAACUUGGUGGAAGCAGGGGGUUUAAGAUUCUUAAUGUUUUCAGUAGUCAUGACUUACAACAGGAACAGAGUGGUAACUGGUUUUGCAGGACUAAUUCUCCUUUAUGUUAAAAACUUUAAACAAUAUGUGAACUAAAAUCUUAAUUAUUUGCUUGACACUAAAAUAAAAUCCUGUUCCUGUUGAAAAUCUCUGAUCUAUAUGAGGAGUUCUGUAGUACAGAUGUUACUUAUAUGGUACAUACUUGGUGUUAGGCGACAAAGGGAGGAGUUUGUUUUCAUUUAUUUGAAGAAUUUUUUGUAGUCUGCAAUUUUAAACUUGUUCUUAAUCGAAAACAACUGAUAAUUGCAUUAUUCAAAGCCCAGUUUCUAAAAUUAGAAAAACACUGACUAAUGUAUUUUCUGGUUUUAAGUUGAUAUUAACUUUCCCUCCAGGACACUAAGACUUGAGUGGGUUUUCCAAUACAGUGUUUUCUACCUUUUUUGAUUUGUGGACCUCUCUAGAUUAUUAAUUUUUUUCUCAGUUAAAUUGAGACCCUUUUGAAACCUAUGUCCUUAGGUUGCUGCAUAGCAUGUAUAAACUUGCUGUUCUUGGACACUGUGAGGGCUCACAAAUCAGAAGCUGAAAACCAGUCCAUAAAUUUUGUCUUGCAAAAACUGUAUGUGAUGUCACAUAAAGCAAAGGGCUCAUCAGAAGGACAGUAUAAAAUUCAGACACAUGUAUUAUCCAGUAUAUUUUUGGAAGGGGUUUAUUUCACUUUUUUUAAUAGUCAUUAAUUUCUUCCGAAUGUUGAAAUAAAUUAAUAUCAACAGAAGUGUUAACUUGUCUGAUGGAAAUAAAGACCACUACUGUUUUGACUG
Molecule: messenger RNA, 4469 nt
Organism: Strigops habroptila (Kakapo)
Lineage: Eukaryota; Metazoa; Chordata; Aves; Psittaciformes; Psittacidae
Gene: PANK1
Product: pantothenate kinase 1
Exons: 7
Coding region: 1689-3008 (439 amino acids)
Biological process (GO): coenzyme A biosynthetic process
Cellular component (GO): cytosol; nucleus
Molecular function (GO): ATP binding; pantothenate kinase activity
Source: RefSeq, a predicted model, not a curated record